AUGGCGGACUUCGAAAAGAGGAGAGACGACGACGUUGUGCUGCCGGAGGUGCAGCGGACCCACUCGUCCAGCCUGGAUUAUCCCAAUGAGAAGUCGAGGGACUCGGAGUUGGGUGAGGAGCGGUUGGAGACGUUUGACGACCACGACGUCACCAAGCCUUUCCCCAUCGACCCCACCGAGCCUGAAGAAACCCAUCAGCUAACAUUCAGGGCCCUCCUGGUUGGCUCCGUUCUUGGAGCAGUAGUCGGCGCCUCCAAUAUCUACCUCGGUCUCAAGACGGGAUUCACUUUCGGUCCCCAAUUGUUCGGAGCCAUCUUUGGUUUCGCCAUUCUCAAGCCCUUCGCAAAGGCCAUGCCAGAGUCUGGCAUCUUGGGCAAACUUCUUGGUGGUCCGUUUGGGCCGAAGGAAAACUGCACUGUCCAGAGUUCAUUACUUCAUGCAAUCUGCUCACCCUCAACAGCGUCUGGCGGUCUUGGGAUCCUUUUCGUCUCUGCCAUACCGGCAAUGUACAGGCUCAACCUUCUCUCGGAACUCCCACAGCAAGAUGUCGGAAAACUGAUAGCGCUAACCACCUGUGCCGGAUUCUUCGGCGUGUUCUUCGUUAUUCCCCUGCGAAGGUAUUACAUCGUCAAGCAGAAGCUGACCUUCCCCACACCCGCCGCUACUGCCUAUACCAUCCGCUCGCUGCACAAUGGCCGUACUGGUGCUGUUGCGGCGAAGAAGAAAUCCUUGGCGCUCCUGUAUACUUUCGUGACGACCUUCGUCUUCAAGGUUAUGACUGGCUAUGCUCCUGGAAUCCUAUACGAUUGGCACAUUGGUUGGACGCUGUUCAGGCUCGGCUUCACCAGCAUCAUUUCCCUGGAUAACUAUGGGUGGUGGAUUGAGUUUACGCCUGCUUUCUAUGGCGCUGGCAUGCUUUCCGGUCUUAACGCUAGUUGGAGCUUCUUCGGUGGAUCGGUUCUUGCAUGGGGAAUAAUCGCGCCUUCGCUCGUCAAGAAUGGUUUGGCAGUCGGUGUGCCGGCCGACGAAGUAUUCCCAGAACGUAUCUCCUACCAGGCGCUUUCUUUCAGAGACCCCGAUCAAUAUGUUGACGCCCCAUCACCUCGAUACUGGCUGCUUUGGCCUGGGGUUCUCGUCAUGUUGCUCUACUCGUUCGCCGACAUCUUGCUCAGUCUCACACCUUUCUUCAAGACAUUAUUCGCCUCAAGCGCGUGGAGUGGACUUGACCCCAGGACUUGGGUCGGCACCCGUGAGCUCGACCCCGAAGAUGAAGAUCAGACACCUAUGGAAGACAGAAUUCCGUUCUCGUGGUGGUCGACCGGCUUGUUCCUCAGCACUGUCAUGUGCUGCGCCAUCCUCGCCACUCAAUUCCAUAUGAAUGUCGGCGAAGCCAUCUUGGCGCUCUUGCUCGGCUUCCUCUUCUCCUUCAUCGGUGUGCAGAGUUCCGGUCAAACGGACGUCAACCCCGUUAGUACCGUUGCCAAGGCCUCCCAACUCAUCUUUGGUGGCAUCGGCAAAGGCUCGGGCAUGGACCCAACUACCGGUCAGAUGUUCAAUCUUACGGCUGGUGUUAUCGCUGCUGGCUCCGCCGCCCAGGCCUCCGACAUGACCGGUGAUCUGAAGACGGGCUACCUGCUCAGAGCGAAGCCCCGCAACCAGUUCGUUGCCCAGCUCGUCGGAUCUGUCGUGGCCGUCUUCUUGACCACCGGCUUGUUCAUCCUUUUCACCACGGCUACGCCUUGUAUCAUUGAUCCUCCCGCCACCGGAGAGUGUACUUAUGGAGCGCCGUCUGUAUCUGCCUGGUCUGCUGUAGCAAUUGCAGUCUCUGCGCCUCGUCUACCUAUACCCCCAUCAUCGGGAUACACCGCUAUUGGUUUGGCUAUCGCCGCCGUUCUUACUGUACUCGCCAAAUACUACCUCAUCCCGAAGAAGUACUGGGGUUACAUUCCCAACUGGAACGCCAUCGGACUCGCCUUUGUCGUCCCACAAGUGUUCUACUCGAUCGCUAUGGCUGUCGGCUCGACCGUCAACUACUUCUGGCUCAAGAACAACCCAACGGGUUAUGAUAUGUAUAUGUUCGCCAUUGCUGCGGGGCUUCUUGCCGGGGAGGGUCUUGGUGGUGUCUUCCAAGCUUUGCUUGCCGUAGCGGGAGUUGAUGGCGGUGAAUUCGGCACUGCGAUUGGCUGCCCCGGCUUCCAAUUCUGCGGUUAA
Pleurotus ostreatus (oyster mushroom) is the source of this 2211-nucleotide messenger RNA. RefSeq lists its product as uncharacterized. The record is from RefSeq and is a predicted model, not a curated record. The transcript has 18 exons. Lineage: Eukaryota; Fungi; Basidiomycota; Agaricomycetes; Agaricales; Pleurotaceae. Gene Ontology annotation, cellular component: fungal-type vacuole membrane. Bases 1 to 2211 code for a protein of 736 amino acids. Gene Ontology annotation, molecular function: oligopeptide transmembrane transporter activity.